AUUCUUGUAGGCUGCUAGUGAGCCUUAAAAGCCUACGUAUUUUCAAGUUUCUCUCUUCCACGUGUGUAUUUAGCUGUGUUAAAAUGGAAACGUUCAGAAAAUCCGGUGCUUAUUUGUCGAAUGGUUCACACCAUAGAAGUGAAAUUACCGUCAGAGGACGGAUCAUCAUUUGAUAAAGCCUGUCCUCUUAUAUGACAGAAUGCUUUUAGAGGAAGGCGAAGAAGACGAGCAAAACACCUCAUAUGGGAUGAAGCAGCCUGAAGAAGGAGGAGCCAUGGAAAGUGCCACUUCCUCUGGGAGUGGUGUUGAGGUGACAGUGUCUUCAGCCUCAGGAAUUGAUUCCCAAUUUGAACACUCUGUUGGUGAGAGAGCCCCACCGCAGAGUAGUGGACUUCUCAAUACCAGUGAUGGCGUGAGUGGCGCUGAAGGCGGACUUAGUCUGAGUCCUGGUUUGGGAAGUACUUCCAGCCCAGGCACUGGUGGUGUUAGCUCUGCACCUGCUACACCAGAGGCCAAUCGCCAAGAAAGAGGAUUUCUCAUUCACUCAUCUCCCUUGACUAACAUUGGCACUUUGUCAGAGGUUACAGGUGCCAAAGAAGGCACAAUGCUUCCUUGGGGUGCUCACAAAGAACGUUCUCCAUACCCUACAUGUGUCAAUGUUGAUAUUAACAUACGCCCAGGGGAAUUUGUUAUGAGAACCUUAUUCGCUGAAUUUACUAUUCAAGCAGAAAAGAAAAUAGAGUCUGUCAUGGGAGAUCCUCCUGAACGCUUGCUGUCAAAAGCACUGCAGCGUGGAGAAGAUUCUAAUUUUGAUCAACUACUCAGUGCAUUUGGCUCUGUUGCUGAGCAUUGUUUGCCCUCUAUUCUGAGAGCUCUUUUUGCUUGGUACAAACGGCAGAUGGGAGUGUCUGAUCCAAUAUCGACUGAACAAAAGAAAAGCGAUCAAAAAGGCAAAAGCACUGAAUCAUCAGAACGUAGUGAAGCUGAUUUACAGCAGGAAAGAAGAGAUUUGGCAGUUGAAUUUAUCUUCUGCCUGAUGCUGAUUGAAGUGCUUCGACAGUUACCCUUUCAUCCAGGUCAUGAAGAUCUUGUUAGAUAUAUUGAAGAUAUUGCCUUCAAACAUUUCAAACAUCGGGAAGGAUCACAAAGCAGUCCAAAUGCUGCAAACAUUCACAUUGUUGCUGACUUGUAUGCCGAAGUAAUUGGUGCUCUCGCCCAGUCAAGAUUUUCCUCUGUCCGUAAAAGGUUUAUGGCAGAAUUGAAAGAACUGCGAAGCAAGGAGCCAAAUCCUAAUCCUCAACACAGUAUGACUACCACUCACAGUAUAAUAGCUUUAUUGAUGGGAAUGAAAUUCUUCCGAGUCAAAAUGGUGCCCAUAGAAGAGUUUGAGGCAUCUUUUCAAUUUAUGCAAGAAUGUGCACAGUAUUUUUUGGAAGUGAAAGACAAGGAUGUCAAGCAUGCCUUGGCUGGUUUAUUUGUUGAGAUUCUUGUCCCAGUUGCUGCUACUGUGAAGAAUGAAGUAAAUGUUCCUUGUCUGAAGAAUUUUGUUGAGAUGCUAUACACUCAGACACUGGAUAUGUGCACCAAAAAUAAGCACAGAUUACCUCUUUUUCCCAUGGUGACUUGUUUAUUGUGUGUCAGUCAAAAGCAAUUCUUUUUACAGAAUUGGCACUACUUCCUUGCCAUGUGUCUAUCUCACUUGAAAAACAAGGAUCCAAAGAUGUGCCGUGUUGCUUUAGAAGCUCUGUAUCGACUACUUUGGGUCUAUAUGAUUCGUAUCAAAUGUGAGAGUAACUCAGCCACCCAGUCUCGCUUGCAAAGCAUUGUAAACUCUCUGUUCCCAAAGGGUUCUAAAGCAGUUGUGCCUCGGGACACACCCUUGAAUAUUUUUGUGAAAAUUAUUCAAUUCAUCGCUCAAGAGAGACUUGAUUUUGCUAUGCGAGAAAUUGUCUUUGACCUUCUCUCUGUUGGGCGGCCUAUUAAAAUUAUCUUAACUCCUGAGCGUAUGAGUAUAGGCCUGCGUGCGUUCCUUGUUGUUGCUGACAGCCUGCAGCAGAAAGAAGGGGAACCUCCUAUGCCACGCACAGUGGGAGUCAUGCCAUCAGGAAACACCUUGCGAGUGAAGAAGACUUUCCUCAACAAAAUGCUGACUGAUGAUACAGCUCGAAGCAUUGGAAUGUCAGCAUAUUUCCCUCAUGUUCGAAGAGUUUUUGUGGACAUUUUAAGAGCUCUGGAUGUUCAUUAUGGUCGUCCUUUGAUGCUGACCAAUGUUCAGAAUGUAAACAAAGAGUCUCAUGCUACUUCAAACCCAAGCUUUUCUUCGUACUUUUUACGUCAAGAGCCUGAUGAGCUAAUUACUGGUGAAAGAAAGCCUCGAAUUGACUUAUUCCGUACUUGUGUAGCUGCUGUUCCAAGACUCAUUCCAGAUGGCAUUACUGGUGCUGAGCUUGUAGAUUUACUUGCAAGACUUACGGUUCACAUGGAUGAAGAGUUGAGGGCUCUUGCUUAUCAAAGCCUUCAAACAUUAGUGAUAGAUUUCCCAGAUUGGAGACAGGAUGUUAUUUGUGGAUUCACACAAUUUCUUGCCAGAGAUGUGCAAGACACUUUCCCUCAACUACUUGAUAAUGGGCUUAGGAUGCUCUUGCAACUGCUGACUAGUUGGAAAAAUGCUUUGGUUGUUCCUGGAACAACUACUUUGCGAACAUCAGUGGCCCAUUCUUCGCAGCCUGUCCCCACUCACCCUCCAUCUGCUGCAAGUAGUGAUAGGGGAAGCGAAAGAAGUACCAUCAGUGAUCGCAGCACUGCAAGUGAACGAGAGUAUCACAUUCCCCAUGCUAAGAAGCUUCAGGACGCAGUUCAGAAAGUGGAAGCUGCAGGGACUGUCUUGCAUAUGGUAGAGGCCCUGGCUUUAGUGAUGCUGUGCCACUGCCGAUUGUAUCCUCGAAGGUUGUCAGUUCACAUCCUACGAGAAGUGAAACACCUGUUGAAGCUGGUUGGCAGUGCUGGACAUGAUCAACCUGUCAUUGAUGUUAUUGACAAAUGUUGUCCGGUUGUGUUUGAAAAAUGUCUCAGUUCACUCCCUCCUCCUGAGAAGUCAGCUGCUUUAGCUAUAUCAUCCAUAGACUUGCAGUGGAUUGCUGACCGGAGUUCCUCAGUGUGGACUGCAGGAUUUCAAGAUGAGAAUAGUACAAAAAGCUCUUCCCAGCUAAACUUGGCUGGAUUUGACCCAUGGGCUACAUGUUUGUUUGGUUUCUUAGAGAAAGAUAGAGUUCUGUCAUCCUGCCCAACAGCUGUCCUACAUUCUUGGCCUAUUGUCUUCUCUCGGAUCAACUCUCUCUUUACUGUCAUUGACCCAACGCCUGUAAGCGACAACAGAGCAUCCUUGCUGAGAAGCUCUGUGACCGUUCGGAAACCCAUCAAUGAACGUGACAUCCACAUGCACGUUUGGAAGACCUAUGUUGCUUUUGCAUUCCGUGUGGUGCCACCGAUUCCCAGCCCAGUGGUUCGGUGUGCCUCUCCUGACUUGAGCUUGAGUUUCUUCCGCAGCUCGUCCCCGGACAGCCUGACGAACGAGCGCGGCGACAACAAGGCCAGCAACCCCGGCGGCAGCCAGGUGUCCUGCCCGCCCGGCGGCCUCUACAAGCUGGUCGUGCCACUGCUGCGCUGCGAGGCCGCCGACGUGCGCGACGCCGCGGUGCAGGCCCUGGGCCGGGUCAACGUGGAGGCCCUCAAGGACCUGCUGGAGGAGCUGGUGCUGUACAUCCGGGAGGCCGUGGACCGCAAGCAGGAGAACAUGCGGCGCCGGCGCCGGCGGGACGCGCUGCGCCUGCAGGUGGUGCGCGUGUUCGAGCUGAUUGCCGAGCACGGCACCUUCGGCAUGAGUUCGAGCAUGCUGGAGGCCGAGUCCCGGUCCCUGCACCCCACCAUCGUGGAGUACAUCGAGGGCGCCAGGCUGUACCUGGAGAGCGAGCCGGAGAAGGACCUGCCGUCCACGGUCAAGCUGCACUUCUGCAACUUCAUCCGCAAGAUGAUCAAGAGCUUCUCGCUGGAGACGUGCCACAACCUGCUGAAGCGGGACCUGCGCCGCAGCCUGUUCUCGCUGUUCGCGGGCUGGACGGGCCGCUUCGCGCGGGCGCUGGGCGUGGGCCAGGACGCCGCCGACGACGCGGCCUCGACCGCCUGCACCGAGCUGCAGCUGUCCGCCCUGCAGGCCAUGAGCGCCCUGCUGUGCUGCGGCGCCUGCUUCAACCCGGACGCCCUGCACGAGGACGGCGCGCUGUACCCCUGGCUGGACAUGCUGCUCGCCUCGCUGGACGAGAAGGUGUACCAGCUGGCCAGGGAGACGGUGGUGCUGCUGCUGGAGUGCAACCCGGACGUCGGCCCGCUGCUGGACUGGGUGGUGGACAGCCGCUGUUAAAAAGGCUCUCUCUCUCCGUUGCAGGUGUACCAGCUGGCCAGGGAGACGGUGGUGCUGCUGCUGGAGUGCAACCCGGACGUCGGCCCGCUGCUGGACUGGGUGGUGGACAGCCGCUGUUAAAAAGGCU
This is a messenger RNA of Thrips palmi, 4544 nucleotides long. Its product is annotated as protein furry-like. Gene Ontology annotation, biological process: cell morphogenesis; neuron projection development. The transcript has 14 exons. Lineage: Eukaryota; Metazoa; Arthropoda; Insecta; Thysanoptera; Thripidae. The record is from RefSeq and is a predicted model, not a curated record. Gene Ontology annotation, cellular component: site of polarized growth; cell cortex. Bases 200 to 4417 code for a protein of 1405 amino acids.